This is a messenger RNA of Funneliformis geosporum, 1365 nucleotides long. The record is from the annotation of a GenBank genome assembly. Lineage: Eukaryota; Fungi; Glomeromycota; Glomeromycetes; Glomerales; Glomeraceae.
AUGUUUCGUGCACGCACAUUUGAUUCUCCGGGUAUCAAUAUCAAUUCUUCAGCAAAAGCUCAGUGUAGAUUUACGGCAUAUUGGACUCGGGGACCUAUACGAGCAUGGAAUGCUACUACCUUUGAUUGGGAACGAGAGACGAAUGAGGAUUUAAUAAUAUUGAAACGAAUAAAGGAUUCUAAUAAUUUAACAUCAAAUUUCAUUAAUGAGUUAAGCGCGUAUCACAAAUUCAGCACAUGUGUUAGCAACGUCGUGCACUGUUUUGGUAUUUCGCGUUGUCCCUCCACAAGAGAGCUGAUUGUUGUUACAUCUUAUGCUCAUGAUGGAGAUCUUCGGAAAUUCCUCUCCAAAAACUUUGGUUCUUUUAACUGGAAACAAAAAAUCAUCACUCUUAAAGAUAUUGCAAGUGGAUUGGUGACCAUUCAUAAAGCCGGACUCCUACACAAAGAUUUACACACAGGAAACAUUUUGCGAAACGGUAGUUGGACAAUGAUAAGUGAUCUUGGUCUUUGCUGGAAUAACACUUCAGUUGCUAAAGAUGAUAAGACAAUCCAUGGCGUACUUCCCUAUGUGGCACCAGAAGUUUUACGCGGGCACACAUACACUCGAGCGGCUGAUGUUUACAGCAUCGGAAUGAUUAUGUAUGAACUAUGGUCUGGUAAACAACCAUUUGAGGAAAGAGAAUUCGAUGUGAAUUUAACAUUAGAUAUUUGCUCAGGAACCCGUCCUGAAAUUACUUCAGAAAUACCUGAUUACUAUUCCUUAAUAAUGCAAGCUUGCUGGAACGGAGAUCCAAAGAUGAGACCUACAUCUCGUGAUUUAGAAAAGACAUUUAACGCAUGGAUAGAAAGUAUCUCAAAACGACAAUUAUAUUGCCCGGAGAUGAAUUCUACCAAGAGAAAUGCAGACGUAAAUGAGAAAAUAAAAAAUGAUGAGUCUGCUACUAACUCAUCGAUUGAAAAUACUUCAAGUCAACCAAUUUCUCCUUUAUCUGAAGUUCAACAUAAAACUUUAGAAGAGCAGGAUAAACGUCAUGAAAUCCUUUAUCAAAAAUAUUAUAACCAACGUCGCAUUGAGCUUGCUGAGCAAGAAUCCAAAAAUAAAGAAAUUGAACCAAUGAAUCCAAUGACUUGGACAGGUGAACUCAAAAUACUUGCUGAUGAAAUAUUUGGCAAAUCAGGUAUUGAAAAUAAAUUGGAAUUUGUUGGGCCAGACUCUACCAGAGAAGCAUAUGAUAAACCAGAUGGAAUCCAAGGGGUGGUAAACGAUAGACUUGAUGGCAUAAUGACAGUGGAAAUAAGGCCUUUACGAUUUUUUACAAAAUUGCUUAUUUUGUUACAUCUUCAAAAUGUGAGUGAUUUAUAG